Molecule: messenger RNA, 1617 nt
Organism: Rasamsonia emersonii CBS 393.64
Lineage: Eukaryota; Fungi; Ascomycota; Eurotiomycetes; Eurotiales; Trichocomaceae
Product: Protein HOL1
Exons: 1
Coding region: 1-1617 (538 amino acids)
Biological process (GO): transmembrane transport
Molecular function (GO): transmembrane transporter activity
Source: RefSeq, a predicted model, not a curated record
AUGGAAUGCAACGAGAUGGACGACCUGCCCGGCACUUCGCGCCUCCUCGACCAAGGGGACAUUGUCCUCUCGCCACCACCAACCAAGUCCGUCAAUGACCCGUUGAACUGGUCCAAACCGCGCAAAUACUGGCAUGCUUUCCUCGUCUGCUUCAUCACCGGUCUCACAGCAGCCACCUCGAAUGACGCGGCGGCGGCUCAGUUUGGAGAGAACGAAGAAUUGGGCAUCUCGUACGGCGCGAUGAACACCGGAGCGGGCGUGCUGUUUCUCGGAAUUGGCUACGGCACGCUUCUCUUGUCUCCCGCGGCCUGGCUCUGGGGCCGGCGGAUCACCUAUCUCUUCUGCCUGACUAUGGGCGUUAUCGGCGCCAUCUGGAUGGCGAGAACCCAGUCCACGUCAGACUCGAUCUGGAAUCAACUGUUUGUAGGGGCCUCUGAAGCAUGUGCGGAGGCGAAUGUGCAAUUGUCGCUCUCCGACCUGUUCUACGAACAUCAGCGCGGCACCUUCCUUGGAGUCUACGUACUGGCCACUAGCGUUGGCACCUAUCUGGGGCCGUUGAUUCCAGGAUACAUCGCGGAUAGCAGCUUUGGCUGGCGCUGGAUCGGAUGGUGGUCCGUCAUCAUAUCCGGUGCUACCAUUGUCGUCUGUCUUUUCACCCUCGAAGAGACCAUGUUUGACCGUUCUGCCCAUCUCGAUGGCCGAGUAGUCCGCAAUUCCAAGCUCUCCACUCAUGGAGAACCCGAACUGGGACUGAUUGAGCAAAAAGCCAAGCCCCCCACAUCUGCAAACGAAGGUCUCUCCAAUGACCCUGCGGUCUCCUAUAAUCCGCCAGAUGAUAAGCCAAAGACCUAUCUCCAACGGAUCGCCCUGAUUACUCCAGCCUCCAACCUCGUGGGGUUUGGUUUCAAGCAGUAUGUGAAUCGACUCUUCCACACAUUGCGCAUUUUCUCCUUUCCCGCGGUCAUCUUCUCUGGAGUCCAAUGGGGCGCGCAGGACGCCUGGCUCACUUUCUACCUGACGGUCGAGGAUGAUAACUGGAGCGGUCCGCCGUGGAACUAUGGUGACGUCGGAGUUGGUCUGAUGAAUAUACCGUGUGUCAUCGGCGCUGUGCUCGGCUGUUUCUACGGCGGAUACCUGUCGGACAAGUUUGUGAUCUGGCUGGCGAGACGCAAUGGCGGUAUUCAAGAAGCAGAACACCGCCUGUGGCUUUUGUUUCCUCUCGCCGUGAUCAGCCCGCUGGGGAUGCUGCUGUUUGGCAUUGGCACGGGGUACGGCUGGUCGUGGCCUGCGCCGUAUGUCGGUCUUGGCUUGAUCGGAUUCGGAUGGGGUUGCACAGGAGACUUGAGCAUGGCGUACCUGAUGGACGCGUAUCCGGAGAUGGUCCUGGAGGGGAUGGUGGGGGUGUCGGUCAUCAACAACUCCAUCGCUUGCAUUUUGACUUUUACAGCGGGGUAUUGGCUGGAUGCUCAAGGGGUGCGGAAUACAUUCAUCAUUAUCGCCGUGCUGGACUUUGUCUUUGUCAUGACGACGGUGCCGAUGAUGAUUUGGGGGAAGCGUUGUCGGCGGUGGACCAAGGAGAGGUAUUUGGAUUUUGUGCGAAUCCGAGAUUCUCUGUAG